This is a messenger RNA of Stegostoma tigrinum, 1272 nucleotides long. Its product is annotated as probable G-protein coupled receptor 139. NCBI's taxonomy places the organism in Eukaryota, Metazoa, Chordata, Chondrichthyes, Orectolobiformes, Stegostomatidae. Bases 42 to 1010 code for a protein of 322 amino acids. The transcript is spliced from 2 exons. Gene Ontology annotation, cellular component: membrane. The record is from RefSeq and is a predicted model, not a curated record. Gene Ontology annotation, biological process: G protein-coupled receptor signaling pathway. Gene Ontology annotation, molecular function: G protein-coupled receptor activity.
GUCAGUUGGCAGAAGGGACAGAUCAGCUCGCACAGAAGGAAAUGUAUCGAACAAUUCAACUCGUGGAGAGAGUGUUUGACACCUUCCUUGCUAUUAUUGGCAUCCCUGGUAAUUUGCUGGCGAUUGUCAUCCUUUCCUGGGGAAAGUGCGGUGUAUGCCAGUGCACUACUCGUUACCUGUUGGCUAUGGCAGCUGCCGAUAUGACGGUCAUUUUCACUGAUAUUAUACUGAUGGGUUUUCGUUAUUAUUAUUACCCACGAUCUUUCCUGGACAUCACUCCUGUAUGUAAUGUUAUUGGGAUCCUGUUACGCACAAGCACUGACAGCUCUGUCUGGUUCACUGUCACUUUCUCCUUUGAUCGAUUUGUGACUAUUUGCUGCCAGAAGCUGAAAACAAAAUAUUGCACUGAGAAAACGGCAACUGUUGUUCUAGCGACAACCUGCACCCUGUUCUGUUUGAAAAAUAUCCCCUUCUAUUUUCAAAAUGAACCUGGGGUGAUAAUCGAUAAUGUGCCAUUCUACUGUUAUACAAAGUCAAGCUAUCUUACUGAGACUUGGUGGGUGAUAUUAGAUUGGCUCGAUACAGUUUUAACCCCUUUACUGCCAUUCGCCUUAAUCUUGUUGCUCAAUGCUGUGACAGUCAGACACAUUUUAGUGACCAGUCAAGUCCGGAAGAGACUGAAGGGUGAGAGAAAAGGAGAGAAUCGCAGAGACCCAGAGAUGGAGAGCAGAAGGAAGUCUGUGAUUUUGCUCUUCACCAUCUCUGGGAAUUUCAUCCUCCUCUGGUUGAUCUAUGUUGUAUAUUUCUUAUAUUAUGUCAUUGCAGGAAUUGAUCCUGUCAAUUACUCACCUCUUCUGCACCACUUCGGUAUUGUUGGUUACAUGCUGCAAAGGUUAAGUUCCUGCACAAACACAUUUAUUUAUUUAGCAACAUUGUCUAAGUUCAGAGCAAAGAUCAGCAAUGCAGCAAACUCUCUGGUUACACAAAUUCCUUGCAUUAUGAAUAAAUAAAACUGCUCAGUGAAACCGAAGGGAGGGGCCCAGUGUUUCCACACCGUGGAAUGUUAUUUUUAGUUCAGCCACGUAACAUGGGCCUCACUAUCUGGGCCCAGUAUUUAUUGCCCCGUCCCUAGUUGCCCCCCUUGAGAAGGUGGGGGUGAGCUGCCUUUUUGAACAGCUGCAGUCCAUGUGCUGUGGGUUGACCCACAAUGUCCCUUAGAGAGGGAAUUCCACAAAUUCUGACCCAGCGACACUGAAGGAACGGGGAUAUAUU